GUGAUUGAGAAUUAUUUGAUCGUCCUUCUGCAAGAAAAGGGUAAAAUUAUUAUAGAAUCAAAUUGAAUUCGGAAAUAAUAAAUGGUACAAGUAGUGCAAUGCAUGCCAUAGAACGUGCAUCUUACGACUUGUACGUACGUGCACCGCACCACGGCCAUGCACUUUAAACACCCCCAAAAUUCUCGCGGCCAACGCUUACCCCUCUUCCAAUGGCGGAAAGAAUUCCGCCGCCUAUCCCCACCGCCAAAGGCGUUCGAUCCGCGGCGGAUCCGAUCCUAUCCGAACAAAUAGACCGAUCCGCUGCUCAGAUCCCCGAGCUGAAACUUCCUCAACACGUCGCUCUAUCCAAACCAGACGAAAUCAGCUACGAAUCGCUUGUGUCGAGGGAAGAUGAAUCGGUGCGAGGAUUAUUGAGAUCGGUGAGGGAUUUCGGAGCAGUUGGAAUCAGCGAUCACGGAAUUCCAACGGAGGAGCUGAGAUUCGCUUUGGGUAAUUACAGCGAUCGGAUAUUCACGGUCGAGUACCGCACCAGUUAUGGAGAUCACGAGCAGAUUGAAUGGGGCGGCGAUGAUCGCCGGAUUGCUGAAGAGGCUGCGGCGGCGAUCGGUGAGCAGAAUUAUCAGAUUUUCCGCCAAAAGAUGGACAAUGCAGCAAUAAAACUCGAAGCAAUUGCCAAAGAAUUGGCUGACGUCAUAGCUCAAAGCGGCAUAAAUCAAUAUCAUGAAACAAUUAAAUUUGGAGAGUCAAAAUUUAGCAUUCAGAGGUACAAUCGAACCAAUCGAAAUUCAUCAUCCGUAAGUAGUGAAACAAGGCAAGAAUCCGAGCCCUAUGCUUUGAGCCUCCAUCUUUUCCUAGAGUCGGGUGAAUUCCGCCUCAAACAUGACUUAAGUCUCGUCUCAUUUGAAACGAAACCCGAGUCCCUUAUUGUGACCACGGGGAAACAGAUUGAGGAAUGGAGCGUGGGAGAAAUUAAAUCGGCGGAAGGGAAAUUCAUGGUGAAGCCUCUUCUUCACACGAGCAAGGCGUCGCUUUCCUUGCGACAGAAAUGGACAAUAUCCAAGUCGAAAUCAGACAAGGCUAUUUCUUUGUCGGAACAGAUUUUGAUUCUACUCGUUAUUGCAUUGCUUUAUAAGUUCGUUUCUUACAUAUUUUCUUGAAUAUAUUAAAUGCUCAAAUAAUAGCAAUCUUGAAAAUAUGGGCUAUCUAUUGCCGUGAUGAGAUUUUGCCACGUUUUUUUUUUUAUGAGACAUAUGAAACUAAAAGCACUGCAUUAUUUGUAUGUGCGAUGUGUACUAUUGAGGCAAGUCAGACGCAUUGUUUUUGGAAGUUUUUAUGUAUGCAAUGAAUUGAUUAUAUCAUUAAUCACUA
Messenger RNA from Salvia miltiorrhiza (redroot sage), 1368 nucleotides. RefSeq lists its product as uncharacterized. The transcript is spliced from 3 exons. NCBI's taxonomy places the organism in Eukaryota, Viridiplantae, Streptophyta, Magnoliopsida, Lamiales, Lamiaceae. The record is from RefSeq and is a predicted model, not a curated record. The coding region runs from base 210 to 1157 and encodes 315 amino acids.